Nakaseomyces glabratus is the source of this 3489-nucleotide messenger RNA. It is a transcript of the gene SDD4, whose product is annotated as Sdd4p. Gene Ontology annotation, molecular function: DNA-binding transcription factor activity, RNA polymerase II-specific; zinc ion binding; RNA polymerase II cis-regulatory region sequence-specific DNA binding. The record is from RefSeq and is a predicted model, not a curated record. Lineage: Eukaryota; Fungi; Ascomycota; Saccharomycetes; Saccharomycetales; Saccharomycetaceae. Gene Ontology annotation, biological process: DNA-templated transcription; regulation of transcription by RNA polymerase II. Gene Ontology annotation, cellular component: chromatin.
AUGGUGGAGAAUCACAGUUAUAAUGUUACACCCGAGUCCGUGUCGCUCCCGUCGUCGGGUGGAGAAGUGCACGUCGUGCGGAAACGGUCUAAGACUGUCAGUAUGGUGGUUGGAGAGGAUGGACAGUAUCGCUACAAGUGUCCGCAUCCGACCUGUGACAAGUCCUUCAGCCGGCAGGAGCACCUUUCUCGACACAAGCUGAAUCAUUGGCCCAAGGAGAUAUUCAAGUGCCACUAUGUGUCGCCGUUGUCGGGUCAGCCCUGCGGUAAGACGUUUGUGAGAAGAGAUCUGCUGAACAGGCAUGAGAAGAGACACGAGAACAAGUCAUAUACGGGGCGGAAAUCGCGAUCGAUCUCUAGGGAGAUCACACCCGGAAUCACGUCGCCCGUUGCGGAGUCACCCUCGAACCCGAGCUUUCAGCAUUCAGAAACUUCCGCUUAUGCGACCAGCUCGAGAAGUAACAGCAAUAGUAGUUUCACUGUUGGGAAAUUCUCCGUGACGCCGCAGGAGGAAAGCGGCAACAAAAGGAAAAGACAGCGAACUAAGUCGUCACAGAAACUAAAUGAAACCACUGACUCUAUAGGGCCCAUUGACCCUAAACUACUGGAUCCUUCAGAGGCAGACAGAAGCAUAUAUACUACACCUGCAGAAAAAGAAGAGGACAAACCGAAGACCAUUCCAGUAUACAAUAAUGACGUACUAAUUAAUGCUAAUAACAAUAUUGAAGACCCUAAUGAUGACACUAUUAUGACUUUUAUUUCCAAGAAGAACGCUCGCAAACAGCAAAAAUUGGUAAAAAUUGCUCCCAAACCCCAUAAUUCUAGAGCCCGACCAGCAAAUACUGUAAUUGAUCCGGCCAUUCAUCAAUUUUCUUACCCAGAACGGAAAUCUGUUGAUCAUAAAUUUAAUAACGAAUCCAUUCCGGCGCCAUAUAACGCUGAGCUAUUAAAUUAUGGUAAUACAAUAGUACAAGAAAAAUCUCAAAAGAAAAGAUCACAGUCAGGGCCAGAUGGCUCCAACGUAAGCAGAGAUGUCUUUGAUUGGAACUCUGUUAUGGCGGACCGAGAUGAUGCACAUCAAUCCAUCUCUAAUUCAAACUCAAGUACCAAUCUUAAUAAAGUUUAUGAUCUAUUCUCCAUUGAUUUCUUGAGUGAUGAUCCUUUACAAAACUUUAUGCAAGAAUUAUCAGUUGGACACAAACAAGGUGGAUCUAUGACAUCAGCACAAGCUUCCACACAGUCAACAAAUCCUGUUAAUAGUCCUACUCAGGAUAGUAAUUGCUCAUCCAAUGGUUUGAGGAAAUCAGAAGAUAUUCAUUUGCAAGCCAUGCCAAAAUUUGACGACAGUCAGAAGUCUCAUAUUAAGGAUAACCUAUCUACACAAAAGAUUAAUAUAAACAACUUUAUCAAAAAAGAUAAAGAACAAAGGAUAUUGGAACGUGAUAGCGAUUCCAAGCGUCUUCAUCACAAGAAGAGGAAGAACAUGAAACUAUCCAUGAGACAAAUACCAUCAUUCUUUUUUACUGAUCAGGCCACCAAGUUUGACAUAUCCAAGGAUAAAUGUUUGGAACUGUUUAACCUUGUUCCUGAAUUAAGAUAUAUACCAGCAAUUGAGUUGAAGAAGUCUUUGAAAUCUUUCUGGUAUAAUUUCCACCCACAGUAUGGACUUUUACAUAAGCCAUCAUUCAAUGUGAACGAUGCCCCUGCCAUAUUGAUUCUUUCGAUGAUAAUGACUGGUGCUAGCUUCCUAGGUUCGAAUGCCAGAGAAAUGGUGAGUGACCCAAUUUGUGGACCUUUGCGAUGGAUCAUUUUCUCACACCCAGAUUUCCAACCACCUUCACAAACAUAUAUUAUUCAGAGUUUACUGCUUUUAGAGGGUUAUGAAAAGGCUAGCACUAAUAGAUAUUUGCAUGAGAGAUCUUUCCUCCACCAUGGUACUACCAUUCAAUUGCUGAGGAGAACCCCUUCACUCGGAGGACAUCCUUCAAUAGUGAAGCGUGAGGGCAAUACAACAGCUGCCAAAAUACUUGAUGAUGAACAAGGUCAGCGUGAUGCUUUAGAAGAAAUUUACAGGCAGUGGAUUGAUUUCGAAAUGUUAAAGAGAAUCGCAUUUUAUGCAUUUUAUAUGGAUACUACGCAUGCGGUUGUUUUUGGUUAUUGGAAUUUAUUCAUACAUUGUAAUCAAAUUCAGUUAAACCUUCCCUGCUCGGACGAGAUAUGGGAGUCAUAUGAUUUAAGUUAUGAGACUCUUUUGAAUAAUGGCUUUGGUGGUGAGGCAAGGGUAGAGAAUUAUCAAUUUUUGCCAACACUAAAGAGUUUAAUGAAUGAAGUCACAGAGACGCUUCGAAUCCAGAAAUUGAAAGCACCUACUUCUAGUACUCCAGAGGCUGUGAAGGCUGCUAUAGAUUCUGUUGAUAAAGUUUCUGGUAGGAAAUGGAACAUAAGGAGUAUAUUUGGUAAGAAAUUACUGUUGGCAGGUAUAAUUUCGAUCAUGUUUCAGUGUCAAGAGGCAGUUUUACCAACAACUUUUAGAGUUGGUGAUGGUACUGACCAAGUCUUUUCUUGGACAGAAAUUGUCUCUUUUGCGGCAAACUACUGGUUAAUAAAAGUACAGGGUGAUUGUACAGCAGCUAAAAGCUGUAUGGUUAGUUGUGGUAAUGACAGUGAUAUACUGACUAAUUCUGAUGUUACAGUAGAUGAAGAUGUGAUAAAGCUUGAUUUACUUGGUGAGGAGGCCGAUACCAUAUGUAAGAUACCUGUCUACCACGUUAUCCAAAUUGUGUUGAGAAUUUUCCAUAACGAUUACUAUAUUUACGCAGGUGCUCCAUGGAGGAUGAAUGUGAGACUAGAUAAGGAUGAAUAUUCUGUGGUUUCUAAUAGAGUGCGCAAAUUUGCCUCAGAUCCAUAUAAUGGAGGUGUUGCAAUUGUGCAUGGUUUCCAAUUCUUGUUUCAGAUGUUCUUAAAAGUUGAUUCUUCUGAAAAUGAUGGAAAGGAGCGCACUAUCACAUUCAAGGACUAUGACAUAAACUCAGAUUAUAUCAUCACACGUCCGAACACAGUUGCAUUGAUAUCGGUAUUAAUAUGGUGUUACAACAAUGUCCUGUUUGGCCCUGAGUCGCAAAUAUGGGAUAACAGUAAAGAAGAAGAUGUAGAGGCAUCAGAGGAGAACACCAGGAAGAACAAUGAAGCCAAGGAACUCUACACACCAAAGGAGUCAUUCGAACAGUACUUAAUAAGGAUGUAUCAUUCCCUGUACAUUGACACAAACACGGAUGUGAUCACAUACCAAAAUGAAAUUUGGGCAAAAGCCACAAUACUAGGCACUAUCCCUAACACAAACAACAUGUGCGGCAUGAUGUUAUACAUGAGGGACACUUACAGAAGAAGUUUCUGGGAUUUGGGAAGAGAGUUUGGGAACUUGUUUGAUAACUGCCUAGAGAGGAGCAUGGGCAAGUCAUCACCAACAUGUUUCAAUAUGUAUGAUGUCUAA